CUGGGAGGACGAGAGAGGAUUUUCUGAUGGUUACAGGCGCUCAUUUUAACCCCGACCUUCCAGCACACAAAGAGCCGCUUGAUUCUCCUCGUCGCAUUGUUGUGCAGACGACAACACUGUGCUCGGUUCUAACAUGGCGUGUAUGUGUGUUUUUUCUCUCGCUGACAGCUCGGCGUCGAGAAAUGUUGAGUGAUUUGUUUUUGAUGGAAGACAAGUCAGUUUAUUAGGAGACCUGUGUACCGCAGCCAGUAGAUCAAGGCAGUGUCUGGUAUUGGAUUCUGUCAAUCUGUCACUGCAAGUCAAACUGUCCGCCAUGUUGGUCUGUGUUCGAACACUUUUUAACAGUAGUAAAUAACGGAAUUCCGUGUAAGACAUUCAAGUGAGUCUACGAAUUCAAACAUCUUCAGCGCAUCUACUUGUGACUAAGGGUUAACACGAAUAGAAACGAAUAUCUGGAGAAAAAAACUUUUAUUUUACAUCGACACACACGGAAAGAAGAAAUAUCGUCUGGUAAAAUUCUAUCAUCUGCCAAAACAAAUUGUUGUCUACUGAAAAAAAGUGUUUACUACAAUUCCAAUUUUGAUUGAGCUCCAAUGACGUUCCCAGACCAAUAAUCUGACAGAAAUUCCAGUUAAAACUCAAGAAGAAAAUUCUCGUGUUAAUGUUUUUUGAUCGUCUGCUGAAGCGAGAUCGUGUCGUCUGCUUCGAGUUGUUAGCCACGCCAGCUGGUUUGUUUGCUUUGAUUGACAUUCCAGAAGUACCUGGUGUUGUCAGCGGUUCACUGAAGACUGCGCUCAGACGCACUGGUAUGUCCCUAGUACUGGUGGGACAGUAGCCCGUGAAGACCGCGCUCAAACCGACUGGUAUUUCCCAGUACCGGUGGGGAGAUGGCAUGUGAUGACAGGGGCUGUCAAAGCUAUCAUAGAUCAGCGGGCAAACUCGCCACCUAUUAAAACAGAUACGGUUGUUCAAGGAAAACCAAGUGUGAAUUCAGAGUUUCAUACUGGAAAAAAAAGUGUAGAUCCAAACAACAGCUGAGUGUUAAUCAUUUGAUACUGGAAGAAGUCAAUCACAGGCCAUACAGAAACAAACACGGUUAUACAGAGAAGAACAACAGUGCGAAUUAGAAAUUUUAUACUUGAUACAUUUCAGAGUGUGGAAUAAGAUUCGUCUUCAGGAUUAAUAUUGUUAGAGCCGAAUCACCUCCAGUGUUAGGCAUUGUGAUUUUAUUAUAAAGUAACUAAGCAUUACGCGAAGUGGAUGUUUGUAAUUGUGGACAACAUUCAGAGAUAGAGAACAGACACGUGUUAUAAGAACUAUAGUACAGGACAAGUUCACCGACCUUAUAACACUUGGAUUUACGUUGGUGGAGUUGCAUACUCACCUUAAUGAAAGAGAAUAUAUUUUUCUAAACGCUAAAAUUGAAAACAAAGUCUAGAGACAAAAACAUUUUUUGUGACCCGCAGCUUGUGGAUACUAACACAGUUCACUAACGUUAUAAAAAGUAAAUAUAGAGUGUAGUGUGAUCCGUAACUUGGCAGACCACUUCACGGACACCGGUAGCUAUCUCCAGAAUCAAGGUGAAGCUACUCAUCUCAAUUCUCUUUUUCUUCGGGACAACAUCGUCUGUGUUCCAACAGUUGCUGAAUAAAAGUCAUCGGGUUUUUGUCGUCCAAGGCCAGGGUACUGACUAUUGAUUGUAUACAUUAUUGAUCAGCCAACUCGCGCAUGUCCUGUAAGCAAUUACAGUAUGUAAAAAUAACCCGCUCGUAUAUUCUUCCUUCUGUUGGCGCGCACCCCGCGUACGGUGAUAAAUCACGUACUAGAAUAACGUACAGAAGGCUGAGUGAACAGUUGACUGAUUCCUUGAUUCCUGUGUCGAGUAUACGGGCACACCGCGAUACGACAGAGUUCUAACUGCACGGAUUUACAACAGGCAAUAGGAUUCGCCAAUACGCUUUAGAUUUAGCAGUGUACUCGAGGCACGAUCUCUUUAUACAGCUACCGUGAGGCCGAGGACUACAAACACCUCUCUGACAGAGGUUCACGGACACGGUAGACAAGAGUCGUUUAAGGGGUCUAAAGGACUGGUGUACUAAACUAAGCUGGACCUUUCUUGUUGCAGGAAUCACGUCUAGAAGAAGACAUUCAGUUUUUAUUAUCAGUGACAGUGUUGGAAAGUUCACCUGUAGUUCGGAUAUUAGGCGUGUAACAGAUUGGAUAUAGGUGUCAAUUAUUUGUCACAUUUGACGGAGGGAGACGUGAAACACUCGCAGGGUCCAGGAUACACCCAGGUCACCAUUCGCUGUUCUGUGUGUACAGACCUAAAACUAAAGUUGUGUCAUCCCUGCAAAACAAAACAAAUAUCUAAUACAUGUGUGGAAAAUGAAUACAGCACUGUGUGAAUCAUUGAACAGUUUACAAUAGACACCAGUCAUCUGGCGCUGUUUUAAUAUUUACUACAAAACCAGAUCGACCAAAUACUGUCCAGUGAAGAAUCACCUACAAAAGAAAGCCUUGAUCCAGUCAACGCAUGAAGUGUUGAGAAAUUCGGUGAUCAGAUUACAGUACUAUCGUGUCAUUCAUUAACACCCCAACCCACAACCAAGUGUACUUGGAAACAUAACCUGUAGACCAAACUUGACGCUCAGCCAGUGGCGGAUUACAAAAUCAACACAGGGAUUUUAAUACAUGUUUGUUGAGGUGUGUGUUCAUUCAUCCAUUCUUGUUUUGAAAAACAGCCAACGUCGUCUGCUUCUAUUGUUGUAGUUCGUCUGAUACCGCCGACCGCCAUCUUGAUUAACUGUUGUUCCAGGCUGGUUAUUGAUUGUGCGUCGUGUCCGUCUCCAUAAGCCGCUUUACAAGCGUCAGAUGUAAACAUGGCGGCCAGUUGUUCGCUUGUUUCCCACACUGGGGCAAUGUUCGUGGAGUGUUUGUGGAAGAGACUCCUCCUGCUGUGUGUGUUGCUCGUGCUGACCAGUGAAGCCACGGUGGAGACCGUCUCCGACCAGCCGAAGCCCGUGUGUACCGUUAAAGGCCGGGUAUACACGGAACUCAAGUGGUACGGGUACCUCGUGCAGAAGCCUCUGAUGCGGAAAUGGGCGAAGAUCCAGUACCAGAUCACAUACCCGGUGAGCGAGUGCUGCACCGACCUCCUCAUCUACUACGACGACCAGAUCCGCGAGUUGAAGGAGGCGAUGACGUGCCAGGAGCGCGUCAACAUCCUGCCGGCCAACAACCACCAGGUGAUCCCGCUCUAUAAGAACAACCGCACCGUGGGCUGCAACGUGUGGAACGAGACCGGGGAGCCGUACUACGUGUGUCUCGGCGAGAGGGUGUUCCGCUCCAGCGGGGUCAGGACCUGGUACUUCGCGCUCAGUAGGUGCGAUGCUCGCAAAUCACUCAACUUGAACUACGUUUUCAACAUUUCUGGUUACUAUGGCGACUGCGAAGCCGACCCAUUAUCCAAGGUACUGACGGCCCCCGCGCCCGUUUCGGAUCGGUUUUGGGUCGUGGCUGUUGCGCUGGGAGUUGUGGCCGGAAUAGCGCUCAUACUGGCGUCCGUCUUCCUGGCUCUGUGGCUCUUGAGUCGCAGACGAACAGGAAGUAAAGGUAGCUCUGUGACGUCAUCGCAGGCUACUAUGACGCAAGAUGACGUAUUCUACGUCAAUCCGUCGCUGUCUGACAGGGAACAGACCGACUACAGCCAGUCUAGUUCGGAAAAUUAUUACGAGGUGAUUCCGGAGAGAAGGAGCUACGAAAGUAUAAACGCUCACCUGACAGUUCCCGGGCACGGCCAUUCGUCGCGCCACGCCCACGCCACGUUGCUGAAGGAAAUGCGGCCAUUCGCCACGACGUUUGUGUUUGACGACUACCCACCCCCGCCGUACCAACCUCCCCGGGGCAUGCCCAAACACCACACUCUCCAACACCCACAACACGGACAGCACCAAUUGGUUCAUCCACAGGCACACGCGCAUGCGCACGCUCACAUGCACGCGCACGGGCCUCAUUCAUUACCUCUGCAGCAUCAACAUCCGCUUCAGCAGCGAGAGCGCCCUCUUCAGACUCAUACGGAAACUACUGCGUAAAAGGAGGGGGACAUUAUCGUGUAUUUAAAACAAAAAUCAAACAAUAGUAUUUGAAGACAAUAAUCAUAAUUAUCAGGAAUUUCAAUACAAACUGGUGAUUUCUAUUCACUGGUAUGUCUAAUAUUUAACAGUCAUGCUAUUUAACCACAUUUGCAUUUUUUAUACAUCGGAUUAGAAGUUGUAGAUACAGACUAUAUUGUUGUGAAAUGGAAUGACUGAGUGAAGGCAAACACUGCUGUGAGAAUGUGUUGCACGUACAGCACAUACCAGUGUCUUUUUUAUGUGCAGGGUAUCCUAGCGACACGUGUAUCGAUUAUAUGUUGUGACGUCAUUUUCUGGAAUGGAAAAUCCAUCCAUGGAUUGAGCACCACAACAUAACUGAACAAAGUCUGCCUAUGUGUGGCCAAUAACAAUGCUUCAUUGGCAUGUGUGUGUUGUGACGUAAUUUUCAUUGGACAGGUUGGUGGUGAAUUUCUCCAAAACAACCAAUAACACAUAAAUAUGGCAUCGGUGUGUUAUGGAAACAUGUUCAUUUCCGCUGUAGUUUUCAUUUAUAUGUCGUGACGUCAUUUUGAUGAACAAAGUGUGUUUUACAUUUCCUCAUGGAUUAAUAGACUGAGCACCACAGCACGAACUAUUGAUAGUUCCACAUAUAAACUCGACAUGUACCUCGGGAAUACUUCUCCAUUGGUAUCUGGUCAUAAGCUUUGACGUCAUUGUCAUUACGUGUGUAAUAAAUUGCUCCAUCACGCGAGUACCUAACAAUCAAAAAGACAACCGGCUCAGUGAAUUCACUGGAGCAACUUUACUUCUUUUCUGCCGUUUUUUUAAUGAUUUUUAUUUAUAUGUACUGACGUCUUAAACAUGGUUGUCGUAAAUUCCUCAAGAUGAACUGAGCACCAACUUUGCUCAAACGGAAUUGUGGUGACUUUUGAAAAGCGUGCACUGUUUUGAUAUGUUUUAUUUGAGGAUUUACUGUUUUCUUAUCAAUGUGGAAUAAAUAAGUAUUGUUUCCAUACCUUGAAAA
Messenger RNA from Gigantopelta aegis, 5118 nucleotides. RefSeq lists its product as uncharacterized. The record is from RefSeq and is a predicted model, not a curated record. Bases 2880 to 4091 code for a protein of 403 amino acids. The transcript has 2 exons. NCBI's taxonomy places the organism in Eukaryota, Metazoa, Mollusca, Gastropoda, Neomphalida, Peltospiridae.